CCCUUGAGCCUUAGUACAGUUGAAGUCGCAAAGACCUGAAAAUGGGUCUGAAAUUUUCAGUAACCUGUGGGCUCUUCGAGCUGAUGCUAUUGACCCUGUUUGCUGUUCUGGUUAAAUAUGGGGAGCGUGCUAUGCCCCCAUGGCGACGAAUAAGCCAGGACGUAAACAAAAGCUCUGAAGUACACGUUCACACGGGUUCUGAGAAUGAUGUGCCGAUUCUCUAUCCUUUCUUUCAGGAUGUUAACGUUAUCGUCUUUUUUGGCGUUGGUUUAUUGAUGACCUUCCUAAAGAAGUAUGGUUAUAGUGGUGUGGGAUACAAUUUCUUCAUCGCUGCCCUCCUUUCCCAAUGGGGUGCAAUUGUAAAUGGCUGUUUUAAUCAGAUUUACAUCGAUGGAAAAGACCACAUUGAAAUUGGUCUAAGAAGUUUGAUAAGCGCGGAGUAUGCCGCCGUUACUGUCCUCAUCAGCUUUGGAGUGGUCUUGGGAAAAGUGAGCCGCCUGCAACUACUUGUCAUCGGUAUCCUGGACAUAUUAUUCUAUGCCGUCAAUAAUUUGUUGGCAGUCAAAUAUCUGAAGUACUCCGACGCAGGAGGGUCCAUAUUCUUGCAUGCGUUUGCGGCGUAUUUCGGUUUAGCCUUGUCCUGGAUACUUUACAAUGAAAAUUCUUUGGACAAUUAUAAUGAAGGAUCCAGUUACCAUUCAGAUAUUUCUGCUAUGAUUGGUAAGAUAUCAUUCUUAGCCAAGUCUCUCAAAAUCCAUGACACAUGCGGUGUGCACAACUUGCAUGGAAUUCCGGGAAUUUUCGGUGGCAUUGCGGGCGCAGUUAUUACUGCGCUUGCACAAGUUGACUCAUACGGAUACGAAGGUCUAUUCAGUGUGUGGGGUGCGCGAGCUCCGAAGAUGAACUCAAUUGAAUACUGGGAGCUGAAGAAUAUGAGUGUGAAGUUUGAUGUGGGAGAUGAACGCUCAGCCUUUGUUCAGGCUGGUUACCAGGUCGCUGGUAUUAUGGUUACUUUAGCCAUCUCUAUCUUUGGAGGAAUUGUGACUGGUUUGAUUGUUAAAAGAGAGAUCUUUGAUCCACCAGCUGAAGAACAACUGUUCGAUGAUGAGGAUUUUUGGGUGCUCCCACAGAAACAUAUUGAGGGAUACGAAAACAUUGAUUGAAUCAAGAUGAGCCGGCUGUAACUCUUGCUCUGGGGCGCUUUGCCUAUCAAUAUUCAUUAGUUACAUUGAUUUUGUGUAACUAGACAAUUACUAUUUGAAUUUUUAUCUUGUGUAUUACAAUUUGAUUUUUGUAGUUUUGACUUCCCUUAUGUAAGACAAUCAAGAACAUGUUAAUAUGUCUAACUGUUAAGUUUUCCUUUUUUUUCUGAAUCUUUCGAACGUCAAUAAGAGUGUUUGCUAUGGAGCUUUGUAAAAUACAGUGCUAUCUUUUCUGUUUCA
Pocillopora damicornis (cauliflower coral) is the source of this 1442-nucleotide messenger RNA. Its product is annotated as ammonium transporter Rh type C. Gene Ontology annotation, molecular function: ammonium channel activity. Lineage: Eukaryota; Metazoa; Cnidaria; Anthozoa; Scleractinia; Pocilloporidae. Gene Ontology annotation, cellular component: plasma membrane. The record is from RefSeq and is a predicted model, not a curated record. Gene Ontology annotation, biological process: ammonium homeostasis; ammonium transmembrane transport.